ACGGCGCCAGCGCGGCGGCCCGAGCGCACGAGUGAGGCGCAGCCCCGGUCCCGGCCCCGCCGCCCGUCCCGUCCCGGCUCGUCCCAUCCCGCCCGGCCGCCGCCGCCUCGCAGGAGCCGCGUGGAGUUCGAGCCGCUGCCCCUGUCCGCAGCCCCUCCGCGCGCGGCGGAGCGCACGGCGCCAUGCCGAAGAAUAAAGGUAAAGGAGGUAAAAAUAGGCGACGAGGUAAGAAUGAGAAUGAGUCGGAAAAAAGAGAACUGGUGUUCAAGGAAGAUGGGCAAGAAUAUGCCCAGGUGAUCAAGAUGUUAGGCAAUGGAAGACUGGAGGCACUAUGUUUUGAUGGUGUGAAGAGGUUAUGUCAUAUUAGAGGGAAACUAAGAAAAAAGGUUUGGAUAAAUACAUCUGAUAUUAUAUUGGUUGGCUUAAGAGACUACCAGGAUAACAAGGCUGAUGUUAUUCUAAAGUACAAUGCAGAUGAAGCCAGAAGUCUGAAAGCAUAUGGGGAGCUUCCAGAACAUGCUAAAAUCAAUGAAACAGACACAUUUGGUCCUGGAGAUGAUGAUGAAAUCCAGUUUGAUGAUAUUGGAGAUGAUGAUGAAGACAUUGACGAUAUCUAAUUUGGAACAGAGGUUUACAUUCCGACUUUUUUCCUCCAAGGAUUGUUCUACAUUGAUAUUUCGAUUAUUUUUUGGGUGAAGUCCCUUUCUUUUAAGAAGACUGAAAAUUCUCGGUAAAGAGUGUAGUUUGUUACAUCAAAAGGAUUUAUUUUCAGUGUUUGUUUAAAGUAUUUAUAUUUCUUUAGAAAUGGAUAAUGCUGGAUUAUCACAAAGGUUCAAUGAAAUGCCACAAAUAUCUUGUCUCUUCACCAAUUAGAGCUUUUACCUCUGGAUGUAAGUGAGAUACAGUGACAUGGGCUGUAAAAGACUGCAUUUUUUCCCCCUCUUCUGCUUUCGUCACUACAAUUCCAGUUAAACUUGUAUUUUGAAAUAAAAAUUCUUUGCCCUGUAA
This is a messenger RNA of Colius striatus (speckled mousebird), 1008 nucleotides long. It is a transcript of the gene EIF1AX, whose product is annotated as eukaryotic translation initiation factor 1A X-linked. Bases 183 to 617 code for a protein of 144 amino acids. Gene Ontology annotation, biological process: translational initiation. The transcript is spliced from 7 exons. Gene Ontology annotation, molecular function: RNA binding; translation initiation factor activity. Gene Ontology annotation, cellular component: cytoplasm. NCBI's taxonomy places the organism in Eukaryota, Metazoa, Chordata, Aves, Coliiformes, Coliidae. The record is from RefSeq and is a predicted model, not a curated record.